AUGGAUCUCAUGGACUUGGGCGACGUGGGCAGCGGCUGUGAGGUAAAGAACUGUGGCCUGGCGUCGGGCUUCCCAGAAGACUGCUCCAACCAAGAGUGCUACUGGGAGGAACCCACGUUCGAAUUGAUCGAAUUAGUGUGCGUGACUGUGAUUUACAUUCCACUGAUGCUCUUCGGCCUCCUGGGAAACAUCCUAACAAUUCUGGUGGUUUGGCUUCGUCCAUACAUGAGAAGCUCCACCUACCUGUACCUGAGCAGCAUGGCUGUGAGUGACCUGCUCAUUCUCCUCCUGCUGCCUCUGGAUCUCUAUAAGCUUUGGAGGCCCAGACCUUGGCCCUUAGGAGAUCUCGUCUGUAAGCUGACCAUGUUCCUCUCAGAGUGCUGCACCUUCUGCACCAUCCUUCACAUCACCUUCUUCUCCCUGGAGAGGUACGUGGCAGUCUGCUGGCCAAUCACAGCCAAAACGGUGGUGACACGGCGACGAACCAAGGCCGUCAUUGGCUGCCUGUGGCUGGGUGCUGCUGUCAGCGCCGCCCCGGUGUUGAUUAUGGUCGGAGUGGAAGAUGUCGGGGGAGAAGAGCUCUGGCUCAGUCAGUGGAGGGAGGACGGAGGGUGGACGGGCAUGGAUGGAGAACAUGGAGGAAUAACGUUAGGAGAAGGGGAAAGAAGUGAACACAUGGCCUUGAUGGACGGAGGAGUAGAGGGAGUAAAAUGGGGAGAAAAAGAGACACAGAGAUGGAGUGAAAGAGUUGGAGAGCUGGAACUGUUCAGAGACAGAGCAGGAGAUGCAAAAGAAAGGAAACAAGGAGAUGAAGGGGAAAUGAAAGAUGAAAAACAAGAAGGAGGUGAAGAAGAAGAAGAAGAAGGAAAGAUGGAAUUUAAGGGUGAGCUGCAGAAUAAAAAGAAAGAAGACGAGGGAGGAGGAAUGGAAGGAGGAGUGGAUGGAGGCGGUGUGGCAGAGAUCGACAGGAGGGAGUGUCGCUGCACGCACUACGCCGUCACCUCCGGCCUGGUGUCGGCCAUGAUAGUCCUGUCCAACCUGUACUUCCUGGUGCCGCUCUGCAUCCUGGGAUUGGUGUACAGCCUGAUUGGCCGGACUCUGUGGCUCCGCCCGAAAAGCAGCCGGAGAGACCAGAGUCACCGAAACACCGUGAAAAUGCUGGGUGUGAUUGUCUUGGCGUUUGUCGUGUGCUGGCUGCCCUUCCACGUUGGUCGGACCAUAUUUUCUUUUUCGCUGGACACCGGUACCGACAUGUCACACAGCGCGGAGUACCACGUAAACAGCGACACAAGCCCUCAUACACCAGACACCACCACAUAUAACACACAAAAUAGCACACCUACAACUGUAAACUCACAAUACAACCACAUAGACCGAUACGGUGCAGCACACGCCAGCCUGUACCACUAUUACACACACAACAGCACGUACUCACACCAUGAUGCACACUUGGACUUUAUGUACUAUCUGUCUCAGUAUUUCAACCUCGUGUCCUCCGUCCUCUUCUACCUCAGUGCCGCCGUCAAUCCUUUACUGUACAACCUGAUGUCUGCCAGAUACAGGCACGCCGUGCACAGCCUCAUCCGUGCACGCUCUCACACGCAGGCUCACCACCUGCGCAGCACACUCACAGCGCGACACUCCACAACCACUCUGUGAGGACACGCUGCGAGCAGACAGGGAGACGAUCAAGCCUCAGUUUGUUCAUGAUCACAGUGUGGUGCUGUAAAGUCUGUUAACGUGUAAAUCUCACCAUGCUGACACGUAUGAUUAAAGGGCAUUAAAAGGGCAUAUCUGUAUUUGUCGGUUAAUUGGUCUUUUGAUGCAAACAGUCAAAGAACACAUUACUUUUAGUCAUGAUUACAGUUAAUUCAUGGAUUAGAAGGUGUGUGAAUAGACUUGACAAAAAUACCAAAAAGGCCCACAAAACUGUCUGAAAAUGACCAAAAAAAGAAACAAAAUGAGCACAGACACACAAAACAAUCACAAAAAGACACAACAUGACCACAAAAUGACAAAAAAUGACACAAAAUGAUCACAGAAAAACACAAAAUGACUCAGUGAGACAGAUAAUUGUCUCACAAAGACACAAACUGACAAGAGAGACACACAAAAUACUUACAAAAAAUUGCAAAAUGACCACAAAAACACCUAAGAUUAUCAGACAGACUGAAAACGACCACAAAAAUGCACAAAAAGACCACAAAAAUACCAAAAAAGCCCACAAAACUGUCUGAAAAUGACCAAAAAAAGAAACAAAAUGAGCACAGACACACAAAACAAUCACAAAAAGACACAACAUGACCACAAAAUGACAAAAAAAAGACACAAAAUGACCACAAAAAACACAAAAGGACUCAGUGAGACAGAUAAUUGUCUCACAAAGACACAAACUGACAAGAGAGACACACAAAAUACUUACAAAAAAUUGCAAAAUGACCACAAAAACACCUAAGAUUAUCAGACAGACUGAAAACGACCACAAAAAUGCACAAAAAGACCACAAAAAUACCAAAAAAGCCCACAAAACAGUCUGAAAAUGACCAAAAAAAGAAACAAAAUGAGCACAGACACACAAAACAA
Molecule: messenger RNA, 2583 nt
Organism: Acanthochromis polyacanthus (spiny chromis)
Lineage: Eukaryota; Metazoa; Chordata; Actinopteri; Pomacentridae
Product: growth hormone secretagogue receptor type 1-like
Exons: 4
Coding region: 1-1659 (552 amino acids)
Biological process (GO): G protein-coupled receptor signaling pathway; hormone-mediated signaling pathway
Cellular component (GO): plasma membrane
Molecular function (GO): growth hormone secretagogue receptor activity
Source: RefSeq, a predicted model, not a curated record